AUGACUGUGUGCAAGACUGAGGGAGCAGGAUGGGGCAAGGCUGAAGUGAAACCUUACGGUCCGCUCGAGAUCUCGCCGCGUGCUGGAGUCUUGAACUACGGGCAGGGAGUCUUCGAGGGCAUGAAGGCUCAGAGGACCGAGGACGGCAGGAUCGUCAUCUUCCGCCCUGACAAGAACGCGCGGCGCGUCCGCUAUGGCUGCGAGAGGUUAUGCAUGCCCCCUGUGCCCGAGGAUACCUUUGUCGAGAGCAUCAAGAGCUGUGUGCUGGCCAAUGCCAACUGGGUGCCGCCAUGCGGCAAGGGAUCGCUCUACAUCCGCCCCCUCAUCAUCGGGACUGGGCCCAUCCUUGGGCUUGCUCCCGCUCCCAGCUACACAUUCCUCGUGUACGUGUCCCCUGUGGGGUCGUACUUCAAGGGUAAUCAGCUCUCCCCCAUCAAGCUCAAGAUCGAGCACGCGUACUCCAGGGCUGCCAAGGGAGGAUCGGGAGGGAUCAAGGCCGUCGGGAACUACGCUGCCUCCCUCCUCCCUCAGACCAUCGCCAAGAAGGAAGGGUUUGACAAUGUGAUUUACUUGGAUGCGUCGGAGCAGAAGUAUCUCGAGGAGGUUGGCACCUCCAACAUCUUCGUCGUCAAGGGCAAGAAGAUCUACACUCCCGCCCUCAAGGGAGGAGGAGACCCCAUGGACACCAUCCUCGAGGGUGUCACUCGUGACAGCGUCAUCCAGGUUGCCAAGGACGCUGGUUACGAAGUCGUCGAGGAUAGGGUACCCUUCACCCUCCUUAAGGAGGCAGACGAGGCCUUCACCGUCGGAACCGCCGUUGUGGUUUCCCCCAUCGGCGCCGUCACUUACAAGGGUGAGACUUGGUCGUGGAAGUUCGAGGAGGGAGCUGGACCUGCGACCUCCAAGAUCUACUCCACCUUGACCGGCAUCCAGACCGGCAAAGUGCCUGACCCCUACGGCUGGACCGUCUACUUGGAUUGAGACGUUAGCUGAAGCUCCUUGUAUAAGAAAGAUUACGUGUGAAG
This is a messenger RNA of Guillardia theta CCMP2712, 1025 nucleotides long. RefSeq lists its product as hypothetical. Gene Ontology annotation, biological process: branched-chain amino acid metabolic process. The transcript is spliced from 6 exons. The coding region runs from base 1 to 981 and encodes 326 amino acids. The record is from RefSeq and is a predicted model, not a curated record. Gene Ontology annotation, molecular function: branched-chain-amino-acid:2-oxoglutarate transaminase activity. Lineage: Eukaryota; Cryptophyceae; Pyrenomonadales; Geminigeraceae.